Messenger RNA from Marasmius oreades (fairy-ring Marasmius), 3147 nucleotides. RefSeq lists its product as uncharacterized. The record is from RefSeq and is a predicted model, not a curated record. Bases 1 to 3147 code for a protein of 1048 amino acids. Gene Ontology annotation, molecular function: protein binding. The transcript has 20 exons. Gene Ontology annotation, cellular component: GID complex. Gene Ontology annotation, biological process: proteasome-mediated ubiquitin-dependent protein catabolic process. NCBI's taxonomy places the organism in Eukaryota, Fungi, Basidiomycota, Agaricomycetes, Agaricales, Marasmiaceae.
AUGCCCUCAGCAAUACCCGAUUUUACUGAACUCGAGGAUGAACGUACUUCAAAAAACCGCCCGACAACUGCCAGCCGUAAAGAAACCAUCUUGAGCUUGGUGCAGUUGUUAUUGAAGGACGAUAAUGGUGCAGAUGGUGUUGACCAGGUCCCUACCUUUGACAAUGACAAGGACGUUCCUACCGUAGAUGAGCAUCUUCAAGCAGCCGGUGCCGAGGCUUUCAAAAGAUUUCAAACACGGAUCAACUCACUGGACAAAGAGCUCAGGAACUUCUCCAACGCUGCACGACAACUCGGGAGCUCAGCUGCCAUUCUCUCCUCUGCAUUUCAUCUGCGAACCCGCCUCGCCAAUAUCCUGUUCUUAUAUAGGGAGAAUGCAGCCGACCUUUUCCCUCGUAAGAUCAGUCCCACACCCGCCAUUGAACUACCGGCAACGCAGGCUUCAAUGAGUAAACUCCACAAACCACGUAUGGCUCUCUCCGGAAGACACAAAGCACUUCCUCACGCUGCACGUCCGACGGUAAACGAGCAUAUAGACUUAGAAGAUUUCCCACUACAGUUCGAGGCUCUCGCUCAUGACGUGACAACCUUUCUGCGAUGCUUGAACGAGUUCCCAGAGUUUACAGAUGAGGCUGUGAAUGCUUCUAUAUCAUCUCUUGAAGACGAUCUGAAGUAUUGGGCUAAUUGUCUCAAAAUAUACCAAGGACAAUUUCGUUAUCCUGCGGUGCAACGAUACAUUCAGGAUUUGGCGUCGGAGAUGGGAGAACACAUCGAUAACAUCACCGCUUCAUUGAAUAUGUUUAUUGAAGUGGGAGUUCCUACGAUUCGUUUCGCCCAGAAACAUGGUGCAACAAAUCUUUUGAACCUGUCUACCGUGGCGACCUUUUUUUCUGCGGUCACAGCUACCACCUUGCAAUUUUCGUUUGAGAAUGAAACGGCAGCCGGCCACGCGACCAAUUCGUUUUGGUUUCUGAGCCUGGUGUUUAGUAUUGGAGCUGCCGUGAACAGUCUGCUGGGGUUAACGUGGAAACAGGCUAUGUAUCGCUCACCUGGACAUCGCGUGCCUUGGUGGGUGCUCAUUUGGAUAAAACGAUCCCCUUUGGUUUUUCUUGUCUUGUCUGUCAUGUGUUUCUCGAUUGGCCUCUGUGUUUUCGCGUAUGCAUCGAACCAGCACCAUGUAACUUCUGUUAUCACGACCGUGUUAACUGCAUUCACCUCUUUCGGCCUCAUAGCAGUUUCUUUGUGGUUUGCUUCGGAGCGUUGGACAUUCCUUCGCCAUCGCGGACAGAAAUGGCUCGGGGAUGUGCUAAUUGAGAGCCACCAACGCAUUCUUAACAUGCGUGGUAUGGAUACUGCAGGGAGGGUGCUACAGUGGAUCUUUGGGCGAUUUGUGGCUGUUAUCCGAGGAUUUCGACUUGUAAAGUCCUCCCUGAGUCUAUACUCGACUGAGGGCGAGAAGGAUGAAGACCUUGAGGCGAAUGGAUCUGAGUUAUCUACCACUACGCCAAAUGAUAUAACGACGCCAAGUAGUCCAGUAAGUCACAGUCACCGUACCUCGGACACCGUGACCGGGUCGCCCACUAUCGAAUCUGCCUUUUCUCCACUCUCUUCUCCACCCUCUCCUUCUACGCCAGAGAUACCUCAAUCACCAACGUCCGACUCGUCAACGAAGGUGUCACCACUAACAUCCUCACCGACAUUGACACCUGGAAAACAGCUAUGGAGGAAUGCCAUCCGUGCGGUAACCAUGCGUUCCGCUGUCUCCUCCAAUUUGGCCAAAGCUCGUGCUCGCGAGCCUCUCCGAAAACGAACAGCAUCCUCAGGUAUCAGUACUGAGACGUCUGGAAGAAGGGCGGAAGCACCAUUCAAGGGUCUGUUAAUGAGAUCACGGUUGUCAGCUUUGGUACCAAGGUUGAAGUGCUUGGAACCCGUGCAUGAGUUGGGCGCACAUCAGGCAUUGGUGAGGCAUCUGCAAUUUUCUCCAGAUGGCAAGUUUUUAGCGACGUCUAGCUGGGAUCGAACGUCAGUCAUCUUCCAGAUCGGAGAGAAACCCGGGGAUCCUUUACUACUACAUCGUAUCCUUGCUCAUGCCAAAGGUUUUGUUGGGCAGGUCGCUUGGUCGCCUAGCGGUGACCUUCUGCUCACGAAGCUUGUUCGAGGCAUCAAGGUGUGGACACAGAAUGGCGUCUGCCAACGGACAAUCGACCGUCCCGCGUACGUAGAGUCAAUUACUUGGUUCCCUGGCGGGGAAGCCUUCCUCACUGUCGAACAGAGCACAGUGACUAAAUUGGACUUGAAAGGAAAGGUAUUGGGGGAGUUCCACUUCGGUAGUAUAAGGCUGCAUGAUGUUGCAGUAACCCCAGAUCGUAUACGACUUCUUGGUGUGGGUCCUUUGCUGAUGUCCCCAGACGGACUUCGACCCAGCAAAUCGCGGGUCGAGAAGCGUCUCGUUGUUUACAACAUGGAAACAAGGCAAAUCGAGAGUGCUACACCUGUUUUGAACGAGGUGAAAGAUAUCACUUUGGCGCGGAGCACCCGUAAUGGUGACGUUGCGCUUGUUAGCUACGAAAACAAAGCACCGCCUCAACUAUGGAAAAUGGAUCUAGUGAAGGAUAGGGAGAACGCUGAAAAGGUGACAGCGAGGCUCACUCUGAGACACACAUAUAUGCCGCGAGUCCCUGUUGAUUUUGCUGGGCCAAGUUAUUUUGGCGGCAAAAACGAUGAACUUGUUCUUUGUGCCGGAAAAGCUGGAGACAUUCACAUUUGGGAUCAAGAAUCAGGGUCGUUGCUGCAUCAUGUACGGUCUGACGUUUUAGGAGGUGACUUGACAUGUAUCGCUUGGAAUCAUGCCGCAGAUGAUCCAUUUAUGUUUGCUACGGGUAGUCACGAUGGGACAGUAAGGAUAUGGACGAAGCCACCGUCGGAAAUGCCGGAACCAAAGAUCACUGAUAUACCACGGAGUUGUUCGCCUGACGAUGUGGAACAGAUAUAUGGGAGCGGGAUUAAUACAUUGCAGAGUGCUAUACCGAACCUUACCAGACCAGGAACGCCUGUAGGUCAAGUUCAUGAUGGUUCUCGAGAGGGGGAGGGAGAUGGAUUGCCAAAGGAACGGGUGGUUGCGUUUGUGGACGAACCCAAAUCUAAAUGA